AUGAAUCUUUUCACAACAAUUAUUAUUUAUCACACCCUAAUCUCCCCCAUCUUAGCCACAAUCUCAUUCUGAUUACCCCAAAUAAACCCAGAUCAUGAAAAACUCUCUCCAUACGAGUGUGGCUUUGAUCCCUUAGGAUCAGCCUGCCUUCCUUUCUCCCUCCGAUUUUUCCUAAUCGCUAUCUUAUUUCUCCUUUUCGACCUAGAAAUUGCUCUCUUACUCCCCCUACCUUGAGGAGAUCAACUUACAUCACCUCUUUCAACCUUUUUAUGGGCCUCCACUAUCUUAAUCCUAUUAACCCUGGGCUUAGUUUAUGAAUGAAUUAAGGGGGGCUUAGAAUGAGCCGAAU
Molecule: messenger RNA, 349 nt
Organism: Betta splendens (Siamese fighting fish)
Lineage: Eukaryota; Metazoa; Chordata; Actinopteri; Anabantiformes; Osphronemidae
Source: the annotation of a RefSeq genome assembly